AUGAGUCGGGCUCAAGCGGCCCUGGCCACCACAAUGUGGCUUUUUUCCCUUUUACUGGUCAUCCCUCUUCUUUCUACAGCGGCAGGUACCCCCGAUGGACACGCCGAUCUCACCCGCAUCACGGGGGACUCCAGCAACACCCAUGCGCCAACCUCUCCUCCACCCCCGCCUAACCCCUCGGUUACUGCAGAUGCGGACCAGAUAACAAUUGAGGAGGAACCGCAAGCCAUCGCGACCGCAGGCAAAGAUGUGUAUCAAUUUUUCCGCGAAGGAAGCGCAGACUACGCUGUAACAUGUGUGACACUUCGUGACGAAGAAAAACGAUUCAAAGUCGCCCAGAACUUCUGCAGGGGCUUUGACAAGAACCAGGCACUCCAGCGCCUUUGCUCCCGUGUCUCGGCUGAGCUCCUGCGUACCGUGAGUUCUGCAUCGGAAGGUCUUGGCCCUCAGCCGUUUCCAGCACUGUUCGAGAAGAUGCAGACCCUCCCUGAACACCCGUACUUUGCAGCUGGAACGAGCGAACCCGAUUUGGGAGCGAUUACGGCAUUUGUCAAGUCCACAGCUGCUGAUCCGUGGACUCCAGUCUAUGAAGAACUGCACGGUCUUCCCACGGAAAGCUGCCCUUUCCUACAAGGGGCCCACAUUCUGAUGACCGAAUCGAUCCAAAUGAAGGCGAAGGCAAAGACACCCGUGCAGAUCGAAGCCGUCAAGCUUGUGGCGGCAAGGCGAACCCUGUACAGCACUGUAUUUGCCCCGGUGGCCAGCAGCAUGGCCCUUGGCCUCUGGACAGAGCUCGUCGACUUUUCCAAAUGCAACAAGGCCUCUGGGCCAAAACCGCCUGGAAAGCAGUCGAAGAAGGAAAUCAUGUAUCGGGCGUUUGGAUUUGCGGUCGCGCGCAUGUACAUUCCACAACAGACUCGUUGCUCCAGGCAGUCAACCGAGCCUGUCUGCCAGAUGCUGAUAAGCUACUUGGCCGUGUCGCAGGCCAUCGUCGCGUUGGGCCGUGUGCUGGGCACGCCGUCGGAGCAGAAGGCUAUUGGCACGCUGGACGAGACAGUCGCCAAGUUGCGGACCAGCAUCACCGAUGACGAGAUUUCGGCUACCCAGAUGCAGGUCGAAGUUUCCAUUGCCGAAACUGUCUUGAUAGCUUUAUCUGGCAAAAAGAAGACGGUCAAAUUCAUUCUCGCAAUGGCAAAAUCAAAAAAAAUUGCCAAAAUUCUUGCCGUGAUCGUUGCGAAGGUAAAAAAAUGGGUGUUUCCUUUUGAGAAGCAGAACCUCGAGACUGCGAAAGCUCUUUCCGACGCCAGACCGAUGGUGUACGCACUCGAGAAUGCCAACUCCGCCUGGCUGGGAGGUACAGGUCGUUGCGCAGUGGCGAACAAGGGCUUGGAGAACCUUAUGCUUGCUAUUGCGAGAAGAAUUGCGAAGGAAAUGAAGCCCACUCAGCAGACUAGCUUCCUGGAGAGCGCUGACUUCCACUCGCCGGUGUCCGGUUCCGACUCUACUCAGAUCACCAGCUUGAUAGCUUCAGAAGAGGAUGCAACUGGACGCUGGGUGAAGCCUCACGACGGCCUGUCGUUGUUGCAGACUCCAGGUGCCUCUGAUUCGGUGGGUGGUCGUGGAUGGAAGAAGCGCAGAAAAAUGCACUUUCUGCUCGCCUUUGCUGGCUUCGCCUUAGCAACUACUGUAAUUGGAUCAUUUGCAGUGCCGUUUAUUCACCCGCUGUUCGUCAUCUUCCUCGUCACGGGUCUUUUCGGUUUCAUCCUGUUUGCAACUUUCACUUCGGUCAUUAUCAAGCAAUCUCUUUUGAUCACUGCGACGACUCAAGCCAGCGAGGAGAUUGACCAGACCGAGAGAAGGAUUCACCAGCACAGGUUGGAGCAAAAGGAACUCAGCGACGCGGUGUCUGAGCAAAUAACGCGAGAGAACCGUAACAGGCCGCCAAGCCCGCCUCCAAACCCGCCACCAAACCUGCCUCCAAGCCCGCCGCCAAACCCGCCGCCAAGCCCAGCUCCCGCCCCUAAUGCCGCUAAUACUCAUUAUCCAACCCCGCUAUCAGACAAGCUGACUGUUGCGGGUCCGUCUGCCGGUCUGGCGACGGGUGUUUCGUCACGGCGUCCUUCAAGGAGACGGUCGCGGAGCCCCAGUCCCACCGGCAAUGUGAAUUACGGCUUUCAAAGCGACACGGACAGCUGGGACAGCUCAAGCGGCGAUGAGAGCGAUGAUGAAGGCAUGAUAGGCUGA
Messenger RNA from Besnoitia besnoiti, 2244 nucleotides. RefSeq lists its product as uncharacterized. The record is from RefSeq and is a predicted model, not a curated record. Lineage: Eukaryota; Apicomplexa; Conoidasida; Eucoccidiorida; Sarcocystidae. The transcript has 8 exons. The coding region runs from base 1 to 2244 and encodes 747 amino acids.